AUUUGACAGGAUGCUACAUUCAAGUAGAUGCUACAUUCACCAAGAUGCUGCAUUCAAAGAUGUAGGUGCUCCAUUAACCAAGAUGGUUUUUAGAGCUGUGGCCAUUAUUCAUGAUUGGCCGGGCCCUGGAGUUUCUUGGAAAGUAACCCCCACAAAUAGCGAGGACACAAAAAUGUAUGAAAAUGAACUUAUAGAGAGCUAAAAAAUGUCAAUGACACCAUGCAAGUGUAAACCUGGUAUGGAUACAAUCCUUUGGAUCUUACUUUAAAGGCGUCAACACUAUAGUCCUGCUUUUACUUUACAGGUUUAUACUCAUAAAAGCAGAUGAAAACACAAUCAAGUAGUACACAGGUGUGGUGUUGUGCACAUGUGACUCACUUAAAUGUGUUUUUACCUGCCGCUGGUAUUUUCCUCAGGCGUGUAGUUUACUUUUAUUAAAGUGCUGACUUGAGGUUGCUUUUGUUGCUGUAAAUCCACCAUGCUCAAACACAACAUGCCCCAGCUUUGCAAAAUCACUCAGUUUAAGGACGAAACGUGGCAUCCGUGGGCUGAGACACGGCUUUUGUUUUGACAACAACCAGCGGGAUUAACGCCGCAACGUACCUUCUGGACGCUGGAAGGUUUAGAGGGCACCAUGAGAAGGUUUUUCCGAGCGCAGAGGGACGAGGACUACAGCCAGAUCCAGUAUCUGACUGCCAAGUGCACACGUUUGGCUCGUGACAAAGCCAUGUCGGAUAGAGAGGUUUUGGUGUCCAGAGAACGGGAGAAGAAGCUGCAGAAUGACUUCCAAACUGUGGCGGCUCAACUUUUCCACCUGGAGAAGACAAACUCGGAGCUGAGGAGGACCCAGGAGCACCUGGUCGCCACCAUUCAUCAGCAGCAGGAGCUGGUGGAGCGCUUGCAGCAUCGUGCUCUUAUUCUGGUGGAGGAAAGCGAGCGAGACGCCGAGCUGCUGCGUCAGGUGGCUUCAGAGCUGCUGUGCCUUCAGAGCUCAGAGGUGCAGCUGGAGGGCCUGGUGGAGGAGCUGCAUGUGGAGGCCCGGAACGGAGGUGAUGCGGACGACGGCCUCAGGGCGGAGCUGCACACCGAGGCCCAUUGUAGAGAUGUACUGACAGAGAGCCUCCUGGCGGAGCUGCAAAGCAAGAAGGGAGAGUUAGAAGAGCUUCGGGACGCCAACAAGAUGCUUGUGGAGGAACUGAAGCAUUCACGUGUUGCGUAUGAAGAACAGGUGAAGGCUCUGCAGGGGCAGAACGACAGCGGCGUGAAGAAGCUGCAGGAAACGUUGGAGCAGUUGGAGUGGCUGUGUCAGCAACAACGCUAUUGGAUGGUGCACAUCAAGAGGUUCAAAGACCGCUUGAUCACGGAGAGAGAAGAUCUGGUGCAGCAAGUCCGCACCCUGGAGAGAAAGGCGGGAAAAUGGUCGCACGACCGCCUCCUACAGGACGCCAACUCUCAUAGAGGCUUGUCCUCGUGGGACAAUGAUGAAGAGGAGGAGAUGGACCCUGAGAUGAUGUCAAAGAUCACGUAUGACGAGGCGCACCCUGUGGACGAGAAGACGUCCUUCAGACGAGGAGAGUUGUGUGUGGAGUUUGACGUUUGGUGGGUGGAGGACUUCGUUGGAGCCCUGACGGACACAUCCGCUGCUGGUAUGUUCCAUCACGUAAACAGACAGGUGGCUUGCAGCUGAUGGAAACUUUACUCCCGCUCGCCUGCUUGAGCGCCGCUCUGCACCUCCAGCCGUCCUCGUCAAGGUAAGCCCCCCCCUUGUUGACCCCCCCGCCCACCACCACCACCCCAAAAAAACGAUGCUGAGGUCAAUUCCCAGCGGGGGCAACUGGAUACGGUAGCCGGGGCAGCAAAUGGAGCAACGUAGAGUUCACGUAUGCUGCCUUCAUGGCGAGAUACACGCCCACGUUUUCCUUUUGAGGAGGAGUUACAACCAGCUGUCAAUUGUUUCUUAGCUGAUUUUUGAACCCGAGCACCUGCAGCAAGAUCAGUAGCAAUAAUUAGAGCCCUCCAUAGAUGAAAUAGCACCCCUAUAUCCACCUUUACUCUCCUAUAGUAGGUAUAGUAAGAGAAAAUAAAACAUAUAUAAGACAUAG
Doryrhamphus excisus (bluestripe pipefish) is the source of this 2102-nucleotide messenger RNA. The record is from RefSeq and is a predicted model, not a curated record. NCBI's taxonomy places the organism in Eukaryota, Metazoa, Chordata, Actinopteri, Syngnathiformes, Syngnathidae.